Fulvia fulva is the source of this 903-nucleotide messenger RNA. Its product is annotated as 5'-hydroxyaverantin dehydrogenase. Gene Ontology annotation, molecular function: oxidoreductase activity. Bases 1 to 903 code for a protein of 300 amino acids. The transcript is spliced from 3 exons. The record is from RefSeq and is a predicted model, not a curated record. Lineage: Eukaryota; Fungi; Ascomycota; Dothideomycetes; Mycosphaerellales; Mycosphaerellaceae.
AUGGACGCCCUUAGAGCUCAAGGAAAAUUCCCUGGCCCAAGCGCAGCCAUCACGCCCGGCACCUUCGACAGAACUGCGCUCAAGAACAAGACCGUCGUGCUGACUGGAGGCUGCAGCGGCAUCGGAGAAGCCACGCUUCGUGCCUUCGUAGAAACAGGUGCGUUCGUAGCCUUCAUCGACACGAACAAGUCCCGCGGAGAAGAAAUCGCAGCAGAACUUAGCCCGAAAGUCUCAUUUAUGCAUGGCGACGUAACAUCCUGGCCUGAUCAAAAGGCCCUCUUUGCUUCAGCUCGAGAGCUUUCUCCAGACGGGACGAUCGAUAUCGUGUUCGCAAAUGCCGGAACCACGGGUGGCAAAGAUGGCUUCGAUGCCGAGCCGGGUGAGGAUGGGGAGCCGCUCGAGCCUGAUCUGACCUGUGUUGACAUCAAUUUGAAGGCGGUGCUGUACACUGUCAAGCUUGCAACGCACUAUUGGCGAGAGCCGCCGAAGGAAGGACAGGAUCGAAGUUUGAUUCUGACCGCGAGUCUUGCAGGAUACUGGGAUCAUACCGCCAAGACGCAGUAUGGGGCUACGAAGUGGGGUGUCAGAGGGAUCAUGAGGAGUAUGAGGAGUAAAGGAAUGGCAAAGGGAUUCAGAACGAACUUGAUUGCACCUUGGUACAUGCGGACCGGUAUCGCUUCGGAGGCCGCUUGGGAUGUGAUCCAUGACCAGUGGGGAGCGAUCUUUGCGGAAGUAGAGGAUUCUGCUACUGCGGUGCUUCAUUUGGCUGCGGACAAUGGUGCAAACGGGAGAGGUAUUGGGGUUGUGCCUCGUCAAGCUGCAGAGUGUGGCUACAUUGAUCUUGGCAGAGACGAGCUGGACACUGAGCUGGAGGCAGCUGAGAAGUGGCAUGUUCCUCGUUGA